AUGUCAUCCAAAGCUCCAUCUAACGAACAAAUUAAGAAAGACGUUAAAAAAGACGCCGAUAACAUUGCUAAAAAGGGUAAAGAAGAAUCCGAACACUUGAAGAAGCAAGGCAAAGAAGCUGUCGACGAAGCCAGUGAAAAGGGUAAAGAAUUCAUUGAUCAAGCUAACAAAAAGGGUAAAGAAUUAUUAGAUGAAGCUAACGAUAAAAGCAAAGAAUUCUUGAAGGAAGCUAGAAAAGAGUUGAACCAUUUAGAAGAGGAAGGACAAAACUUGUUGUCUCAAUUUGUUGCAUACGUUAAAUCUACUGCUAACUCAAUUGGACAAUCAUUAAAUAAAGCUGGAGCUGAAUUGCAACUGGCCACCAGUGCCGCUGUUUCCAGAACUUCGGUUGAAUUGCAAAAUCCUGUUGUCAUUGCUCAAAUUGCUGUUGCUGCUGGUGGUGCUGCUGCCGGUUACUUGGCCUACUUGGAAAGAUAUAGAAUCAAUACCGACAAUAAGUAUGUUGUUGGUAUACAUGCCUCCAUCAUUACCGGAUUAGUCGUACUCGAUGGAUACUUGUUUUCUACCUACUAUCCAAAAUACGAUAAAAAAGUUGCUAAAUAA
Molecule: messenger RNA, 603 nt
Organism: Candida dubliniensis CD36
Lineage: Eukaryota; Fungi; Ascomycota; Pichiomycetes; Serinales; Debaryomycetaceae
Exons: 1
Coding region: 1-603 (200 amino acids)
Cellular component (GO): mitochondrial outer membrane
Molecular function (GO): nascent polypeptide-associated complex binding
Source: RefSeq, a predicted model, not a curated record